CCCUACUUGGGGUUCUGGAACGAUGGCUGUGAUCAUGAGGUUCAUCUUUUGGAUCAGACGAGUUUGGCAGAGAAUGACCUGUUGGGUUCUUCAGUGGAGACGCAGAGCCAAGCUAAUCAUCUUGGAACCCACUGACUCCAAGAAACAAGAAAUCAAGGGGGUGGAGGAGACUACGGAGUUGGACACUGUCAAGUUGAUCGAACCCCCCAAAGAGGCUAAGGUCACCACUCUGGAAGAGCACCCUGAGGUGGCUGAGGCCUACGUGCUGGCGAAAACCGUGGACGAAACCGUGGACGAAACCGUGGACGAGACUGAGCUGGAGCUGGGCCCUGAGCCUCGCUCCCUGCUACGACUGCCCCAGACAGCUGUCCAGUCGGUCUCCACACUCAUGUUAUCCGCCCUGCAGAGUGGCUGGCAGAUGUGCAGGUGGAAGUCAUCUGUGAGUUCGACCUCAGUGACCUCCCAGCUAAGGAGACAGUCCCCCCUGGAGACCCCAGAGGCUGAGAUGCUGCGGGAAGUGUACCUGGUGCUCUGGGCCAUUCGGAAACAACUGCGGCAGCUGGCCCGCAGGCAGGAGAGACACAGACGGCAUCACAUCAGGACCCACAGUUCUUCCCAGCUUGAAUCAGUGCAGGGCCUAAAGCAGGAUGCCCGAAGUCCCCUCUAG
Urocitellus parryii (Arctic ground squirrel) is the source of this 667-nucleotide messenger RNA. RefSeq names its product sperm acrosome developmental regulator (gene Spacdr). Lineage: Eukaryota; Metazoa; Chordata; Mammalia; Rodentia; Sciuridae. The record is from RefSeq and is a predicted model, not a curated record.